GAAAAUAAGGAGUAUGAGAUUUUAAACAUAAAAAGUUUAUUCUUGGUGGGAGAGCAUUUAAAAAAUGGGGGUGGUUCCCAAACAAGGAAAUCCGCUUCUUCUCCACUGCGGCUUCGAAGCGAAAUCUGCUUCUUCUCCAACAGCCCCCCUCCCUGGGUGGGUAUGGCUGUGCAAGCGACCCUAACAAGUUUUCACGACUUCUCGCUCAGCAAUUUGCGAUUGGGCUGCAGAAUCCACCGCCAUUAUCCAAAGGAGUUGCACAUCAGCGGCGGAUGUAACCUCCAUCAGUGGUGCAUCGUUUCAAUUCUCUUCCACGUCUAUCUCUUUCCCAUCCCCAUGGUUUCAUUAAAUUUUGAGCUACGUGGUCUUUAGCUGCCUAUAAAUUCAGCUAGCUAGUGAUGAACUGGAUACACAGAUCAAUACUCAAAGCAUCUCCAGAGGGUCUAGGACUUUCAUAAAUAUCUAAAAAAAUUGGGUGAUUCAUUAACACUUUGACAUCGACAUGAGAGGGAAUUCCCGUUGCUGAUUAGUUACUCGAUUUCCUAUUUGGGCAGCAGGAUCCACCGUCAUUAUCGUCGUGAUUUCUGAACCUUCAUUAGUGGUGCACUGAUUCCAUUCUCUUCCACGUCAUCUCUUUCCUAUCCCCAUGGUUCCGUCAAAUCUUGAGCUACGUGGCUGUCUUUAGCAGCCUAAAAAUUCAGCUAGCUAGUGGGUGAACCAGAUACACAGAUCAAUACACAAAGCAUCUCCAGAGGUUUCUCAUUUUCUUUCAAAUUUCUCCUUUUAAAGAUGAUUUCUUUCUUUGUAUAAUUUUGAUCUCUAGGGCUCAUCAACAGUUAAAAAGUAGCGCAGAAAUGUGACUUCAUGAGUGCCUUUGUGGUUGAGGGUUUGAAUGCAUUCAUUUCUUCACAUAGCGUCUAGGUUUCAUUAUCUUUGGAACCUCCAUUUGUAGUGCACUGAUUCUGUUCUCUUCCACGUCCAUCUCUUCCCUAACCGAAUGGUAUUAUGUAUAUACACUCAAUUUAUUGAAAUGGUAGACAAGUUUGACUUUAUGUAGUAACACUUUGAUAACUUUUAUGCUCCUUUUGGGUGUGUUUAGUUGUUGGUGGGGGAGACAGGAAAAGUUUUUCCACACCUCAUUUGGUUCAACACAAAAAUUUCCACUCCUCCCAUCGUCUCAAAAACACGCUUGGGAAACUCCAUUUUGGUUCUACUUUUUUCUGUAAUUACAACAACCCAACUGAAUAUCACUAGAGUAGAGAAGAGACAUUGCCCCUACUCGAAAGUAGAGAGGCUAUUUUCAAGAGACCCUCGGCUUAAGCUGCAUAGAUAUAAAAGAUAAUAGGCGAUAUAUAAAGUAAAAAAAACACAAAGCACACAGAGGCAAGCAAGAAACUAGAGUUAGCGAAGGGAAAGUAAUGCAAACAAAGAGCACCAAGAAAACGCGACAUACAAAGCACACAACAAGUACAAGAAACAACCCUCUAGCCAAAGGCGAAUCACUUUGUUCCAACUCUUAGGUCCACCCCUUCCCCUACUUCCACCCACCAACGUAAGCAUCUCACAUCUUUGCUCUGGGGCGUCAACAUUCUCUUGUAGCUUAUCUUCCACGGGUGCUAUGGCUACUUGACCUUGGAUAACCUCAUUCAGAAUCCUAUCCAGCCUCGUCUGCCCACACACACAUCCACUGUAACAUCUGUAUCUCUGCAGCAUGCAGACGAAUGUGGGUUUUUUAACCACCUAGCACUCCGUCCCAAACAGCGUAGCUGGCUUACCUUUCAUCCUAGGUGAAAUCUUCUUUUCGCACAGGACCCCUGAACCUAACCUCCACUUAGCCCAAGACGCUCCAACAUGAUGCACCACAUCUCCAUCCAACUCCCCAUCUGCGUCAAUGACUGAGUCAAGAUACCGAAACUUGUCAACCUUGGGCAGUGGGUGUGAAUCAAUCCUGACUUUCACCACUUCUUCCGUUUCACGACCGCUGAACUGACAAUCCAUGUAUCCAGACUUGGUCCUACUCAAAGUCCUCCCGGGAAAGGCACCAAAGUUCCAACUUUUCGUCUAGUCGUUCGUGGGUAUUGUCGAUAAGCACAAUAUCAUUAGCAAAAAGCAUGCACCAUGAAACCUCUCCUUGAACUCCUUGCGUCAGGACAUCCAACACCAGAGCGAACAAGAAAGGUCUAAGGGUAGACCCUUGGUGUAACCCCACCUCUAUCGAGAAAGGUUUUGAGUCGCCCCUAAUAGUCUUUACCCUAGUCCUUGACCCACCGUACAUAUACCAGACCCCACGAAUGUAUGCGGUCAGAACUCCUCUCCACUCAAAACACCUCUGUAGGACCUCCCUUGGCAUGCUAUUGUACGCCUUCUUGAGGUCAAUAAAGACCAUGUGAAGAC
Messenger RNA from Cuscuta campestris, 2394 nucleotides. NCBI's taxonomy places the organism in Eukaryota, Viridiplantae, Streptophyta, Magnoliopsida, Solanales, Convolvulaceae. The record is from the annotation of a GenBank genome assembly.